Umbelopsis ramanniana AG is the source of this 1541-nucleotide messenger RNA. RefSeq lists its product as uncharacterized. The transcript has 4 exons. Gene Ontology annotation, molecular function: 2-isopropylmalate synthase activity. NCBI's taxonomy places the organism in Eukaryota, Fungi, Mucoromycota, Umbelopsidomycetes, Umbelopsidales, Umbelopsidaceae. Gene Ontology annotation, biological process: L-leucine biosynthetic process. The record is from RefSeq and is a predicted model, not a curated record. Bases 180 to 1385 code for a protein of 401 amino acids.
GGCAAGUCUAUUGUGUUGAGCGGGGUGACUCACGUAAAGACCAGUUCAGUGAUUGGUGCACGUGAAGCCUAAGGAACUCGCUAUAUAAAAGCGAACAUCACAUCUUAACGUUGUUUCACAUAAAAAAGUUUCAUCUUCUUGUUUGAUUUUGUUACAGUCGUUUAACACAUACACAUACCAUGCCUCACACCAACACACCCGGAGAACAGCAGAAGCUGAUUAUUUUUGAUACAACCCUUCGAGAUGGAGAGCAGUCUCCCGGCGUCAGUCUGAACAACGAUGAAAAGGUUGCAAUUGCCACCCAGUUGUCCAAGCUAGGUGUUGAUGUUUUGGAAGCUGGUUUCCCCAUUGCCUCCAUUGGUGACUUUGAGGCCGUCAACCGUAUUGCCAAGGAAGUUGGUCCUUUGAUGGAGGGUCGUGAGCGCAUUGGAAAGCCCAUGGUUAUUUGCGGUCUUGCACGAGCCACCACCGGCGAUAUUCAGAGAUGCGCUGAAGCCCUUGAACCUGCGCCAUACAAGCGUAUUCACACCUUCUUAGCAACCUCUGAUAUUCAUCUUCAGCACAAGUUGAAGAUUGACCGUGCAGAGUGUGUGAAGCGCGCAGUUGCAGCGGUUACUCUCGCCAAGUCUCUGUGUGACGAAGUCGAAUUUUCCCCAGAGGAUGCUGGUCGUUCGGACCAAGAUUUCUUGUGCGAAGUGCUUGGAAAGGUCAUUGAGGCAGGAGCAGGAACUCUCAACAUUCCCGAUACCGUUGGUUAUAACAUGCCUGAAGAAUACGGCAGUUUGAUCAAGUACUUGGUCGCAAAUACCCCAGGCGCUGAAAAGGUUAUCUGGUCCACCCACUGUCACAACGAUCUUGGUCUCGCUACCGCCAACACUCUUGCUGGUAUUCAAGGCGGUGCCCGUCAAGUUGAAGUCACUAUCAACGGUAUUGGCGAGCGUGCUGGUAAUACUGCUAUGGAGGAGGUUGUUAUGUCCAUCCAUACACACCCCAACUACUUCCCAGUUUAUCACACUAUCAACACCACAUUGAUUUCCCGAACUUCACAAAUGGUCUCCGCUUUGUCGGGUAUGAUUGUUCAGCCUAACAAGGCCAUUGUUGGCCGCAACGCCUUCCUUCACGAGUCUGGAAUUCACCAGGAUGGUGUCCUCAAGAACAAGAGCACUUACGAAAUCAUCACUCCCGAGACGGUUGGUGUAACUGACAUUGCCCUAGUCCUCGGAAAACACUCAGGACGCAAUGCCUUCCGAGAACGAUGCAAGGAGCUCGGCCACGGCAGCAUUUCCGACGAAGCUCUGCAGAAGGCUUUUGUUGACUUCAAGGCUUUGUGCGAUAAGCAGAAGACGGUCAACGAUGCUGAUAUUCUCGCAAUUUUGACUAACUAAAUCGCAGUUGCCUUGGAUACCUACUAAUCAUUCACCGCAUUGUUACGAGCUUCUUGAAGAACCUCCUAUGUAUUAUAGAACCAAACAAAUAAAAAUAAAGAAACAAAUUUUAUAAAACAGUCAAAUAUAUACGCCGCAUAACAUUAUUUGUUGCUA